AUGGCGCUCCUGAACCAACAGUGUGGACAUUUUCUGCACCGUAACGUAACCUUCAUUGCCCGGAGGGCAAGGGUGAUCUGCUUCCACAUUCUGGCUGCCUGGGCCUUGGUAGCUGAACCAUUCUAUUACUUUGCUGAUGCUGGUUUGCCUCUGGGAGGAAAUGGAUCUUCUAGGUUUGCAAGAUGGAGAGAUUCCUCAGGCAUUAGUUUGUGGUACACUCCAUCUCUGAGGAGGUUUGACGCAGUCAUCAUGGAGUUUGGGCAAGUGUAACCCGUCAUGGUCAUUCCCCCCCAGCGCUCUUUCCAGCUAAAUGGCUACUGCACUGCCAAGUGCACACAGACGGUUCGAGCUUCCUCACACAAACAAACAUUGUGA
Molecule: messenger RNA, 375 nt
Organism: Xyrauchen texanus (razorback sucker)
Lineage: Eukaryota; Metazoa; Chordata; Actinopteri; Cypriniformes; Catostomidae
Product: dopamine beta-hydroxylase-like
Biological process (GO): octopamine biosynthetic process; dopamine catabolic process; norepinephrine biosynthetic process
Cellular component (GO): secretory granule membrane
Molecular function (GO): copper ion binding; dopamine beta-monooxygenase activity
Source: RefSeq, a predicted model, not a curated record